AUGCGUAAGUACUUCCAGACUUUAAGUCGGAUGCUAUACUUACGCUCUAAGCCGAAAAUAACUGUGAAAACUCCCACUGUUAACUCGUUAACCACAUCAACUAUACCACAAGUUAAAGAACCAGAGCGACAGGAUUCAUCUUUGGAGAAUAUUCCAAAGUCUAUUGAUAAAGUAGAAGAAGUCAAAGAGAAUGAAACUCGAAAAGUGGAGUACCGGUCAACCUUUGAUCAAAUGUUCCGCUCUCUAACCAGAAAUGCGUACAAACCGAAGAGCAAAGUUACCAUUUUUGGUGCCGGUGAUCUAGGAAUGGCCACUGUUUUUGCUUUACUUGCGAAGGGGAUCACAAAUGAUGUUAGUAUAAUCGACUUUCAUGAAGAUAAACUAAAAGCAGAACUUAUGGAUUUGCAAUUUGGCUCAAAAUUUCUUCCCAACGUGAAACUUCGUGCAAGCAAAGAUUAUGAAAUAUCAUCAGAGUCAAAGAUAUGCAUUUUGGCUCCUUGCUCAGAUAGCGAUAUCGAAGAUGAGUACGUGGACCCAAUACAGGUCAACGCGGAAGUCUUUAAAGCCAUGAUCCCUCAGAUAUUGAAGUACAGUCCAAAUACCAUCUUUUUGGUAGCUGUUAAUCCGGUGGAUGUGUUUUCGUAUUUAACGUGGCAGGUCAGCGAACUACCAAAGAAUCGUGUCAUGGGCACUGGCACCAACUUGUAUACUGCCACGUUUCAGUACCUGCUGGCCAAUAGGCUCGGUGUCGCACCCUCCGAUUGUCACGGAUUCAUUAUCGGAGAGAACGGAUACAGCUGCGGUAAUUUGAAUUAAAUGUAAAAACUAGACUUUCAAUUAAAUGUAAAAACUAAAUUACUGAAGUUAAUGUUGCUAGAUGGCUAAUAUAUCUUCUAAAUAUUUGAAUCAAUUCUUGACUACGUAUUAUGACAACUAAUUGGAAAAAAGACAGUAAUUUUCGUUCCUUUACACCUAGCAUAGGGGUAAAGAAACUGAAUAUAUGGUAUCAAAAAGUUUGAUUUAAUUUCCGAAAUUUAGGUAUUAAAAGUAAACACGAUGAGCUAAAAUAUACGACGAAUAAGUGUUUAUUAUUUUUCUAAAACGAAUAAAAAAAAUCUUUACUUUUACCACAUCAGAAAGAAAUUCGGAAUUGUUAAUAUGAAGGAACACUACAAAUUUUUUAAAGCGGUUACAUCUAGUUUUGUAUCUAAGUAAAUUUCGCACUUUUUAGUGCCAGUUUGGUCAGGAGUGACGGUGGGCGGUGUCAACCUCUACCGGUUGAAUCCAGACAUUGGCACAGAGAAGGAUCCCGAGAACUGGUCAGAACUACACCGACAGGUGUUACUCGGUGAGAGGGAGGUGCGCGACCGUAAAGGCGGUAACACAUGGGCGUCAGCACUCUCUAUAGCCGACAUAUGUGGUUCAAUACUGAACGAUACAAACUGCAUAAGACCUCUUUCCACUUAUAUCAAGGGUGAAUAUAAUAUAAACGACGAGGUAUUCCUCUCCGUUCCCUGCGUGGUAGGAGCGGCUGGGGUGGCAGAUAUUGUUAGACUACCAUUGACCCCAACAGAAGUGACCCAACUACAAAGAUCAGCUGAUAUAAUCAAGAUCGACCAAAAUAGAAUGAAGAUUGUCCAAUAA
Messenger RNA from Diatraea saccharalis (sugarcane borer), 1644 nucleotides. Lineage: Eukaryota; Metazoa; Arthropoda; Insecta; Lepidoptera; Crambidae. The record is from the annotation of a GenBank genome assembly.